This is a messenger RNA of Solea solea (common sole), 5128 nucleotides long. RefSeq names its product selectin E (gene sele). Bases 98 to 4870 code for a protein of 1590 amino acids. Gene Ontology annotation, cellular component: external side of plasma membrane; membrane. NCBI's taxonomy places the organism in Eukaryota, Metazoa, Chordata, Actinopteri, Pleuronectiformes, Soleidae. Gene Ontology annotation, biological process: response to cytokine; heterophilic cell-cell adhesion; leukocyte tethering or rolling. The record is from RefSeq and is a predicted model, not a curated record. The transcript has 29 exons. Gene Ontology annotation, molecular function: calcium ion binding; oligosaccharide binding; sialic acid binding.
CUCAUCCUUAGACUCUCCUGCAUCCUUGCUCUCAGAUUAAAUAAAUAUAGUUAGAGUCUUAUAAAGUCUUCUUAGGUUAUAACCUAUACCACUUAAAAUGGAGAUGUGCUUUGGAUUACUUCAGACCCGUGGAUCUAAGAUGUUUUCCUCAUGGAUCUGCUUGACCCUUCUUUAUUCAAUGCUGUUAACGUGGACCAGUGUUGACAGUUGGUCUUACUACUACUCCAACACCACCAUGAACUGGCAAGACGCUCGAACCUGGUGCCAGGAUCACUACACAGACAUGGUGGCCAUCCAGAACCAGGAAGAAAUCAAGCAUCUCAAUGACUGGCUGCCCUACAAAAAGACAUACUACUGGAUUGGGAUCCGCAAGAUCGAAAGUGUCUGGACCUGGGUAGGCACCAAGAAAGCUCUGACAGCAGAAGCGACCAACUGGGCAAAUGGUGAACCAAACAAUGGCAAGACUCCAUAUAGCAAGGAGGAUGAGGAUUGUGUGGAAAUGUACAUUAAAAGGGAUGCAGAGCAAGGCAAGUGGAAUGACCAGAGGUGCGGAAACAUGAAAACGGCUCUGUGCUACACAGCUGCCUGUAAGAAUGACUCGUGUCGCUAUGGAGACUGUGUUGAAACCGUCAACAGCCACAAGUGCGCUUGUUUUGAAGGCUUUCAUGGAGAGACGUGUGAGCAAGUCGUUACAUGCAAAAAAGAGGAAGUGACUGUUCCAUAUAAAGGAAAUGUAAGUUGCACGCACAUGUAUGGAAACUUCUCCUACAACUCCUCGUGUGAGUAUUCCUGCGAGACAGGAUACCAGCUAACGAUGCCAAGGCCCUUGAGAUGCACUGCGACACAGAAGUGGUCAGAGGAGCCUCCUGCAUGUAAAUUGGUUCAGUGUCCGGUGCUGUCUUCUCCAGCAAGAGGGUCCAUGAUGUGCACAAAUCCCCUGGGCCCGUCCAGCUACCUGUCCACCUGUGUGUUCACCUGUGAUGAGGGCUUUGCACAAACUGGUUCUCCAUCUAACACUCUGCAGUGUGGAGCGUCAGGUCGUUGGAACGCUUCACAGCCAUCUUGUGUUGCUAUCCCAGUGCCUGCUCCACAGGAGCUAGAGAACGGCUUUGUCAGCUGUGGAAAUGUAGACGAAACGUUCAUCCCCAGAAGAUCCUGCAAAUUCAGCUGUGCCUCUGGCUACCGCCUGGUGGGGCCGGACACGUUGACAUACACAGCAGCGGCUGAGCUGAGUGAAAAUACACCUCGGUGUGAAGCAAUCACUUGUCGGAAACCAGAGGGAGACACUCAGCUGAUCCCGAAGUGCAGCAAAUCACUCGCGGAGCUGCGACCAGGCUCCACCUGCAGCUUCAGCUGUGGUGCAGGCUUUAAACUGAAGGGAGUGGACACGAUUCAGUGUUCUGAUGAUGGGAAGUGGAGCAAACCUACACCAACCUGCCAAGCAAUAACAUGUCCUGCUCCUGAGAUUCCAACAAAUGGCCAGAUCAGCUGCAGCCUUUCACUUCCCUCACCUUCUCUCACCGAGGCCUCUCAUCCACUUGGUGUGAUCUGCACUUUUAGCUGUGAUGAGGGCCACGAGCUCCAAGGAUCACACAGCAUGGAGUGUGGACAUCCAGGCCAGUGGACCUCUGCACCACCAACCUGCACAGUUGUAAGCUGCCCACUGCUCAAGGCUCCUGAAAAUGGUUUAAUUAACUGCUCAAACAAUGAGACAGUGUACAACUGUCAGUGCUCCUUCACAUGCAAUCAAGAUUACACACUGAAUGGACAUGAGCUGUUGACGUGCAAUCAUCAUGGCAACUGGACUGGAGAGAGACCAACCUGCCAAGCCUCGCCAUCUGAAGUUUCUGCUCUUGCCUCUGGUGCGGCAGUAGGGGGCGCCCUAUUAAGUGCUGGCUCUCUGGCUAUAUGGUUCCUGAAACGGGCCCUGAAGCAGAAAAAAGACACGUUUGAGUUGAGCAGCUCCUCCGACAUAGAAGCCCCUCCUACAGAGGUCUACAGAAACAGCACUGACACCGUGGAAUGCCCCCAGCUGCCCCAGACUGAUAACGGAGAUUUUAGCUGUCCUGGAGGAAACCAGACAUUUAACUCAACCUGUCAGUUGAAAUGUCACUUUGGGUUCCUGCCUACUGUCCCGCUCGCCAUCACCUGCGGGGCCAAUGGUCUCUGGACUGGCCCAAGACCAAUUUGUAAAAGAACCCCGGAGAAACAACAAGUCCUUCCAGUGAAGUGCAUGGAUAAAGGACAAAUGUCUCAAAAACAGGUUCACACUGGACGGAGGCUGCAUCAUAAGGUGCUAAUAGCAGCAUUUUUUGUUUUUACCCAAGAUAUGAGCAGCGCUCGGGCAUGGACCUACAACUACAGCACUAGUCCAAACCGGAGGUGGAUUCAGGCCAGUCAGUGGUGCCGGCAGCACUUCAAGGACAUGGUCACCAUCCAGAGCAGGGAGGAGACUGACUUCAUCAACAAUCUGCUGCCUUUUAAUUCAAAAUAUUACUGGAUAGGCAUUCAUAAAGUGGAUGGAGUGUGGACCAGGGAGGGAAGCAAUGAGAAAGUGCCAGAAGAUGAUCAGAAUUGGGCUCCAGAGGAGCCUGAUGACAUAGCAGGACAGGACUGUGUGGAGAUGUAUAUCAAGAGGGCGAGCGACACAGCAAUGUGGAACAAUGAAAAAUGUCACAGUAAAAAGGGAACAGUCUGCUACUCUGCCUCUUGUAAACAGGAUUCCUGCAGUGUCCAUGCAGACUGUGUGGAGACCAUAGGGAACUACACCUGCAGGUGCCAUCCUGGUUUCCUUGGACCACGCUGUGAAGAGGCCAUCUCAUGCAAACCACUGCUGGAUCCAGAACAUGGUUUUCACAACUGCUUCCACUCCUAUGGUUCUCAUCAUUUCAAUUCUUCCUGCCAUUUCCGCUGUGAACUUGGGUUUCACUUAGUGGGAGCGUCCAAAAUGUUGUGCCAAACCACUGGACUCUGGGACCACCAUGCUCCUCUGUGUCAACCUGAACAGUGUCCAGUUCUGAACCACACCGACAGCAGCGGAGGUAGUGUGAACUGCAGCCACCCCGUCGCACCUUACAGCUACAACUCCACCUGUGAGAUCAGGUGUGAUGAGGGCUAUGAGCUCAGUGGAGAGGGCUGGACACGCUGUGACCACACUGGCCAGUGGACAGCCAGUGCCCCAGCAUGUACAAUAAAGAUGUGCAACCCCAUUUUCUUUCCUGUGAACGGCAACGUGACAUGUGUGCACACUCUGGAGCCUUUCUCAUUUGGUACACAGUGUAACUUCACCUGCCAGGAGGGCUACUACAUGUCUGGAGACAACACACUCAACUGUCUGGCUUCAGGGGAAUGGAGCAAACCUACACCCACGUGUACAGUGGUAAAGUGUGGCAGUCUAGUGGCUCCACCUAAUGCUGCCUCAGUGCAAUGCCAAGGCCCUUUAGGAGAGUACAGCUAUGGCUCAACAUGCAUUGUACAAUGUGAAGAGGGAUUUGAUCUGAUUGGCACAAAUGUGACACAAUGUUCUUCACACGGAAACUGGAGUCACACACUUCCGCUCUGCCAGGCCAAGAGGUGUGAUCCCAGGAGUCCUCCUUCUCACGGCUCCAUUUCCUGUUCUGACCCCAAUGGUUCCUUCAGUUUUGGUUCUCAGUGCACGUCAAGAUGUGAUGAAGGUUUUGUCCUGAAUGGGACAGCGAGCACUAAGUGCACCUCCCUGGGAACAUGGAGCGCAGGCAACCCACAAUGCUUGGCUAAAAGUUGCCUCUCUCUGAACUCUCCUGUAUACGGCUCCUUGAAAUGCUCGGAUCCACAUGGAGAGUUCAGUUUUGGUUCUCGGUGCACAUCGACCUGUGGUGAUGGUUUUCUCCUGAAUGGCAAGGCUUCCACAGAGUGCACCUCUCUGGGCACGUGGAGCUCAGACAUCCCACUUUGCAUGGCUAAGAGAUGUCCCAGUCUCAGUCCUCCCCCUCAUGGCUCCUUUCUCUGCUCUGGUCCACAUGGAGAGUUCAGUUUUGGUUCUCAGUGCACCUCAAACUGUGAGGAGGGAUUUGUCCUGAAUGGGACGGCUGUUACUGAAUGCACUUAUCUAGGCACAUGGAACAGAGACUUCCCACGCUGCCUGGCUAAGAAAUGUCCUGCUCUCGUGUCUCCCUCUCAUGGCUCCCUUCUCUGUGUGAAUCCUCAUGGAGAGUUCAGUUUUGGUUCUCGUUGCACAUCAACCUGUGAGGACGGAUUUCUCCGGAGUGGGUCGGCAAACACUGAGUGCACCUCUCGGGGCUCAUGGAGCAGAGAAAUAGCCAACUGUCAGGCAGGCCCAUGCCCCCUACUGGCCAAAGCUCCACAGCAUGGGAGGAUGAACUGCAGCCAUCCAUAUUCUCCUUUCAGCUAUGAGUCCCACUGUGACUUUGAAUGUAAUGAGGGUUUCUGGCUGAAAGGAACACCAACUAUAACAUGUAAUAACUCGGGCCACUGGAGUCAUGAGCCACCAACCUGCCAGCCGGUGCAGUGUGAGGCCAUCCAUGGUCUGUCGUUAUCUCUGUCUGUGAACUGCACUCAUCCUCUGGGGAAUUUCAGCUUUGGCUCCCAGUGUAUUUUUACCUGUGAUGAUGGAUUUUCUAUGAAUGGCAGCGAGGUGCUGCUUUGCUCUUCUGCUGGGUUUUGGAAUGAAUCUUUGCCUGAAUGCACUGAAAAUAUGCUGCUUGCAUCCCCCAUGUUGAUGUCCAGUGAAUUCAUGGCAGUCUAUAUUGUAAUACCACUUAUCCUGAUUGGUCUGGCAGUUUUCCUUCUCAUGCGAUUCAAGAAACAAGGAACAGCAAUCAUGCAUGAUGCACUAUUGGAAGAACGAGAAAAUCCAGCCUUUGAGUUCUGAUUAUUUCUUGAUAUAUGCAGCAAAUUGUUUCAAACACUGUCUUUUAAUGCAUGCUCAUGAUUGCUAGAUUAGAGCUUGACAUUAAAUACAUUUUCCACUCAGACAGGCUUUGCACAUUUAAAUGAUCAUGCAGUUAGGGUGACAUUCGUUUGUUUUUUAAAAGCUGAAAUCUUACAUGGCAAACAUAAAGCAAACUGGCUAUGCGUUUUGCUUGUACAUCACUUAUAAACAAUUAGUAAAUGAGUUAAUACAUUAGAA